AUGGAGGAAUUAGAAGAUUACGAUAAAUUUUAUGACAGCUUCUUUGUUUAGCAAGGCAACGUUAGUAAAUCAAACCAAAAUUCAUCGCUAAGUUAAAAGAAUUCAGAAGAUCAGUUUGAAGGAUUACUCUUAGACAUAUUUCGUAAUGAAUAUAACUCAAAAGGGCUUUCAUCACACACUUGGUCUAGAAAAAACAGUACCACAAGCUAAAUUGUAGAUUCUGGCUCAUCAUUGAAAGAAGAAGAAUAAACUGAAUAGAAAGAUGGUAAUAUUAGAAUAACUCAGGAAAUAAGUCAAUAGGAUUAUUAGAAAUAAGGUUGUUCUUUCAAUACUACAAAUGAUCAAAUAAAUUUUGAAAGUAAGAAACAUUUAGAAAAUUUUUAAAACUUGAACAAGAGUAAAACCUAUAAAAGAUAAUAACUAAAAAAAUCAAAUGCAACAGCAUCAGCUAAGUCAAAGGAAUAAAUUCAUUUUCUUGAAUCUCACUUCAUUUAGAACUAGCGUUGGUCAAAUGAGAGAAUUCAAGAGAUGUCCAAAGAAAUCGGGCUGACAUUCUAUAAGAUCUAUAAAUGGAAUUGGGACCGUAGAAUGGCAUUAAAGAAAUAUCACGAGCAAGAUAAAUACUGCGACUAUAGAUAUAUUAAAAUAUUUGAGGUCAGGAAAUUUCCGAGAAACUAAGAAGAUGUUCAAGAGAUAAUAAGUGAUGAUUCAACGGAUUACAAAAUCUUUAAUAUAAGAAAAAUCUGA
Stylonychia lemnae is the source of this 747-nucleotide messenger RNA. The record is from the annotation of a GenBank genome assembly. Lineage: Eukaryota; Ciliophora; Spirotrichea; Sporadotrichida; Oxytrichidae.